Funneliformis geosporum is the source of this 509-nucleotide messenger RNA. The record is from the annotation of a GenBank genome assembly. Lineage: Eukaryota; Fungi; Glomeromycota; Glomeromycetes; Glomerales; Glomeraceae.
CUAGAGAGAGCAAAGCAGGUAAAGCUUCUGCCGUACAUGACAAUACAAUUAUACCGGUACCAACUGAAAAUCUAACUACACAAGAAAAGGACGCAACUUCUGAUACAUCUACACAAGAAGGGAGCGCAUCUUCUGUAACACCUCUAGUUUUAUCAGAUGAUUUGCAGAGGAUUCAUGAUAAAUUGUCCGUAUCGUCGCUUUUAUUUUACAACAAGCUUAGCAAUGAAGACAAAUUAGUAUACCUAACUUCGGUUCAAGAUAUUUCUCAAGAUACGCUUCAAGAAGGAACUAGGAGAUAUCGUAAAUUAGGGAGUGAUAUCAUCAAACUAAUGGCCAACAUAGCCGUCACUGGUGUCACCAUUGCCGGUAUAUCAAUUGUAUCUGGUGCUUUUAGCUCGCUCGCAGGUGCAUUAAUUACGACCGGAAAAAUAGAACCAACUUCAGCCAUAACUUUAAUUGGCCCAGGAAUAGUAUUUUCUGAUUGGAUCGCAAAGUUCGCAAUUGCAUGA